Lycium ferocissimum is the source of this 4166-nucleotide messenger RNA. Its product is annotated as pectin acetylesterase 8-like. The record is from RefSeq and is a predicted model, not a curated record. Gene Ontology annotation, cellular component: plant-type cell wall. Lineage: Eukaryota; Viridiplantae; Streptophyta; Magnoliopsida; Solanales; Solanaceae. Gene Ontology annotation, molecular function: pectin acetylesterase activity. Bases 2664 to 3830 code for a protein of 388 amino acids. Gene Ontology annotation, biological process: cell wall organization. The transcript is spliced from 14 exons.
AGUAAAACAAGAACAAUCAUCAGGAUAGCAAGAACACUAAAGCAGAAGAGACAACAAGUAGUAAUAGAAGACUAAGAACACGAAAUAUGCGAAUACUAAAAUAAGAAAUACAAGAAAAUGCCGGAGAUUUUGUGAUAAUAGAAAUAAAAUCUUUUCUUGCUUGGAACCAAUGUACUUACAUUUAGAUAUUACUUUUAGCUUGCAAUUGAAUAAGUUCAUUUAGUGUUUGUGUUAUUGCCGUAUACAAACUUUUACCUCUUUGCAAAUUACAGCAUGUGAUGCUCUAAAUAUUGUUUUUUGAGCCAAGAAGCAGCUCAUGUUCGAUAUGUCUUCUUCUUGGCAUUAAUUUAAAUUUUAUCUAAAGGUAAAUUAUGUAUUUUGGAAUUAUAUUUGCAAUGUGAAACUAACUUAUGUGUCCUUUAAUGCUGGAAGUGAAGAUCUUAAUAUAAAUUUAGAUCUUUGACAUGAUGUAUGAUUGGUCAGAUGCUUACAUCUUCGGGGCAAAAGGUUGUAGAUGCUAAAUAUGUAGAUGAAUCACAGUUUUCUCCUCUGAUUCUGCAACUUUCUCUUGGUACUCUGCUUAACUUUGUCUAUUAAUCUUUCUAGAUUGAUUCUGUGAUAAAUUCUCAUAUUUCAUGUUUUUAUGGUUCAAUUUUUGUGCCUUUCAUCAAUAUGUCUGUUGUCUAUUUACUAUAUGGUGGUCCAUAAGUUAUGCAAUGUGAAUCUGUGGGGUUUAGAUGGAUACUAUGUUCUCUUUAGGAGACAAUUUGAGUAGAAUUACUUCCUGGAGUGACAGUGUUGGUACUUGUAUGGGUCGUUAGACGUUACAUAUAUACUGCAAGAUUUUCUGUUUCUAGAUUUGGUUGUUUAUUCUCUGGUAUGCUAAUAGAAACUUGAUAUACUUGCCACUAAUGUAGUGAUGAAGAAGGUUCUUAAAAUGAUUAUGUGUUUUAGGCUUCAGUAUUUCCAUAUGUCUCUCUCAGACUACGUUAUCUAUUUAAUUUUCAUUUCAGCUACUGAUCACAGAAGCUUCAACAGCAGUGUGGCGGAACAAGAGGUUUGCCCCUAGUUCCUUCGAGUUGUGUUAAAUAGUGAAAAUAAUUUGGAGCCGAAUGAAUUGUAAACUUAACACUGAUGUUUUACUUACCAGUAGUUAUUGUGAUAGUUCUUCGGUUAUAUGUUCCUUGAAAUGGCGCUUGGAUAGGAUAUUUGAAGUCUGAUUGCUGAUCUGUAACUUUAAUGGCUUGUUUGAGGGUUUUCCUUUAUGUAUUUAUUUGCUACAGUUUUUGCGGUUUUAUAUUUUAGCUAUAAAUGGAACUAUUUAAAGAAGUAUUCAAGUAUGAGUUUUCGGGACGCCAUUUGGAACAUAUUCUCUGAGAAAGUACAUUCUAGUUCUGAUGGUGGUUCUUUUCCUGCAAGUUUUGUUUUGCUCUCUUGGUCAAUUAGCAACUGUUAUCUGUCGAAGAUUCAUUUAUUACCAACUAGUUGGGCUUCUCUUACUCGAAGGAGAAAAAGGUUGGUGCUACGAUGUGAAGUCCAGUGAUUGUUCUGCUCAUAUUUAGACUGAAACUUAAUCCCUGUAAUCCGAUAAACCAAGUUGUGAUGCAUGAUAAAGGUGAUGCUUGUAGUUUAAAUUAGGCAUGACAGCAUUAUGACAAUGAAGUAGCAUGCUUUGCGAGCUGAAUGGUAUUGUGAUAUUUACUGUCUCUGUCUGUUUACAGGGGCGGAGCCAAGUGGUGGCCAGGGUGUUCACCCAAACCCCCUUGGGCGAAAAAUUACCAUGAAUACACAAGGCAGUUUUGGAACUGUUGCAAGGGUCAAGCCCAAGAAGAAUGAGACGAAGGAGGAAAAGUAAGGUUAAUCUAAUAUUUGGUACAUGCUAUGCUACUUUCCAUGGUCUCCAUGUUAUUGGAAAUGAAAAGACUGAAUAGUGUUGGAAUCACUGGUUUAUAAUAAGUCAUUCCAGUUGCAUGAUGUUCUCCAUUUGGAGAAUGACAAUUGAGCUGAAGAUACACCUGCCUUGAUAGAUCGAAAGGUACCUACUGCAUCUAGAAAGUAUUGGGGUCUACUAGUAGGCGGCACCGGAGAUUGGUAGUAGUAAGAGAUGAUUAUGGAUUCCUGAACACGAUUUACUAACUGGUAGCUUCCUGCCUGCUCCUCCAUCAGGAUAAUGUGUUUAUCAUGUCUAAUUGCAAGUCGAAGUUCCAAGUGCUGCAGCUAGACUUGAGGUUAGCUAUAACUCUGUCCUGCGUCCUGUUCAUUUUGAACUAAAGGAAAAAAGGAAGACUAUUAUGUUAAGAGGAGCCAUAUUGUUAGCUAAUCUGAGUUUAUUGUAAAUCAAUGAUUAGAUUAAUAUCGGAUCUCGAUGUUGUCAUUGUUCCUGCAACUUGCGCUGGCAUUGCCUUUACUUGUGCUGGACAACAGGUGUAAUAAGUCAUCCUUUGCAUGUUUCUAAUGCUAAUUGGACAGCCUCAUUCAUUUUCUUCUGCAGUUGUGCUAUUUUAGCUGCUGAUGAUAUUUACUAGGCUGUUUUUACUCAUUUUAAUCAGAUGCUGAUGGUAAGUCCUCUACUGUUAAUAUCUUUCAGAUUUUCACAGGAUAUUUGCUAGCAGGAUCUGUAAGUAGACCUGGGGUUUUUAACUUUGUCAGCGAAAUGGUGCAGGAUGACAACAUUUCUGUUGGCUUUGGUAGCAUGUCUAGGACAAGCAGUAUUGUGUACAACUGUUCUCAGCGCCGCAGAUGAUCUAUACGUCAAUAUCACUAUACUCCAAAGUGCAACUGCUGAAGGCGCAGUAUGCUUAGAUGGAAGUCCACCAGCCUAUCAUCUGGAUAGGGGACAUGGUAGUGGAGUUCGCAGCUGGAUUAUCUACUUGGAUGGAGGUGGUUGGUGCGACAGUAUCCUAGAUUGCCUUAAUCGUUCAACUAAAUUCUUAGGUUCUACCAAGCACCUGAAUCGACUAGGUUUCUUUGACGGGAUCCUUUAUAAUAGUUCUGAAGUUAAUCCAGAGUUUUACAAUUGGAACAGGGUGAGGGUGAAGUAUUGUGAUGGUUCAUCUUUCACUGGUGAUGUUGAACAAGUUGACCCUGAGUACAAGUUGUUUUUCAGAGGGGCAAGAAUAUUUAAGGCUAUUAUGAAAGAUCUAUGGAUCAAAGGAAUGAAAUAUGCUGAAAAUGCAAUUCUAUGCGGAACUUCAGCAGGAGGGUUGGCAACAAUCUUGAACUGCGACAAGUUCAAAUCCCUCUUGCCGAAUGAUGCCAGAGUUAAGUGUGUUGCAGAUGCAGGCUUCUUCAUCAAUGGGAAGACAAUCUUUGGUAAUUCAGAUAUUCAAGAGAUGUAUCAACGAAUUGUUAACCUACAUGGAUCGGCUAAGAAUUUGCCAUCAGCUUGCACGUCUGCAAUGGAGCCAAGUCUGUGCUUUUUCCCUCAAAAUGUCGUUCCAUAUGUUCAGACUCCACUUUUCAUAAUCAAUUCUGUCUAUGACACCUGGCAGAUUAAAAACAUUCUUGUUCCUGAAAACCUUGAUCCUCAACAUGCCUGGAAGGAUUGCAAGAAACACAUAAAUAACUGCACAUUUAGCCAGCGUAUAAUUAUACAAGCCUUUGGAGUGGAGUUCUUGAAGACAUUUGAGGGACUAUGCCCUUCUUUUACGAGGGGUUAUUUCCUCACGUCUUGCUACUCUCAUGGGGGAAUUCGUUCACCGGCAUACUGGUUCAGUGCUAGCUCUCCAAGGUUGCUUAAUAAGACAAUCAAUGAAGCUGUUGCGGACUGGUACUUUGAGAGAGCGGGGUUUCAAUAUAUAGACUUGUACCCUUGUGCUAGAGAUUGUUAGGGGUAUAAGUUAAUGAAAUUUUGUAUCUAACGAAUAGGCUUGCAGAUGUUGUACCUGCUGCUAAUUUGGUGGUACGUAGCUGCGGAGGAGUAGCUAUAAGUUGGAGCAAAGAAAGUUUUUAUGUUUUACACUUUUUAAGUCCUAUUAGAUUUUUAGUAGAUAAAUUUCUGGUUGUUCAGUUUAGCCCGACUUAAGUUUUAAUGUAUUUCAAUUUGGUACAGUAGAGUAAGUUAAAAGAUUGUGAAAUUCAAUGUUGCGGUCGUAGCUGUAACUAGAAGGAUGAGCGUACUAAUUUCUUUUAUUGUCAAUGAAAAAUCUUUAUCCUUCUCUCUCUCA